AUGAAUGGAGACACGGACCAGGUGAACUGCCCAACCAGCAGGGACCUCAGGUCUCUAGUCCUUGGGUCCCUCUCCCAGCCUGUGCUGACUCAGCCGCCCUUUCUUGCUGAGUCUCCGAGUGCAUCAACCAGACUCACCUGCACCCUGAGCAAUGGGAACAGUGCUGGCAGCUGUAUUAUAAGCUGUUACCAGCAGAAGGCAGGGAGCCCUCCCCGGUAUCUCUUGAGCUACUACUCAGACCCAAUUAAGCGCCAGGGCUCUGGGGUUCCGAGCCGCUUCUCUGGAUCCAAAGAUGCCUCAGCCAAUGCAGGGCUUCUGCUCAUCUCUGGGCUGCAGCCCGAGGAUGAGGCUGACUAUGACUGUUCUGCAGUGUCCAGCAGCGGGUCCUGGGCCCAGUCUGUGCUGACUCAGCCGCCCUCCAUGUCUGGAUCCCUGGGCCAGAGGGUCACCAUCUCCUGCACAGGAAGCAGCAGCAACAUCGGGGGUGGUUAUGGUGUUCAGUGGUUCCAACAGCUCCCAGGAACAGCCCCCAAACUACUCAUCUAUGGUAACAGCAAUCGAGCUUCGGGGGUCCCAGACCGCUUCUCUGGCUCCAAGUCUGGCAGCUCAGCGUCCCUGACCAUCACUGGGCUCCAGGCUGAUGACGAGGCUGACUAUUACUGUGGACGUUAUGACAACAGCCUCAGUGGUCGCACAGUACUCCAGGAUGCUGGGGAAUCCUUGUCAGCAGAAACUUGA
Messenger RNA from Camelus dromedarius (Arabian camel), 738 nucleotides. RefSeq names its product immunoglobulin lambda-1 light chain-like. Bases 1 to 738 code for a protein of 245 amino acids. The record is from RefSeq and is a predicted model, not a curated record. NCBI's taxonomy places the organism in Eukaryota, Metazoa, Chordata, Mammalia, Artiodactyla, Camelidae. Gene Ontology annotation, biological process: immunoglobulin production; immune response. The transcript has 4 exons.